Lachancea sp. 'fantastica' is the source of this 1128-nucleotide messenger RNA. NCBI's taxonomy places the organism in Eukaryota, Fungi, Ascomycota, Saccharomycetes, Saccharomycetales, Saccharomycetaceae. The record is from the annotation of a GenBank genome assembly.
AUGAAAAGUCGAGUCCAUAGCGAGGCCAGAGUGUAUACUACCGCCAACGUCAAGCGGGGCCCGGCAUACUGGGACUACGAAAACACCUUAAUCGACUGGAUUCCAAAUAAUGGAGCAUACGAGAUCGAGAACAAAGUAGGUCGUGGUAAAUAUUCCGAGGUGUUCCAGGGUGUACAGCUCGCAACCAAAUCGAAAAUCGUUAUUAAGAUGCUCAAACCUGUCAAGAAGAAAAAGAUCAAGCGAGAAAUCAGCAUUUUGACGAAUCUUUCGAAUGUAGCAGAGCCUCCAACAGCAGGACCGUUCGACGAAGAAAAAUACUACGAGAAUCGAAAGAGUGAUGUUCUGGAGUUUAGGCGUUGUAAGGUCUACAAUAGACCUCACGACGGUCACAAAAAUAUAAUCCAACUUUUGGACGUUGUGCGCGAUCAAGUUUACCGAACACCAGCGUUAAUUUUCGAACAUGUUGAAAAUGUGGACUUCCGCACCCUUUACCCAACGUUUAGCGAUCUUGAUAUUCGCUACUACAUGUUCGAACUCCUCAAGGCGCUGGAUUUCUGUCACUCCAUGGGCAUCAUGCAUAGAGAUGUCAAACCGCACAAUGUCAUGAUCGACCAUGCAAGACGAAAGCUUAGACUGAUAGAUUGGGGUCUUGCUGAGUUUUAUCACCCCGGUAUGGAGUACAAUGUACGUGUGGCGUCGCGUUUCUUCAAAGGUCCAGAGCUCCUCGUCGAUUACCGGAUGUACGAUUACUCUUUAGACCUUUGGUCUUUCGGCACCAUGCUUGCGUCCAUGGUAUUUCAAAAAGAGCCCUUUUUCCACGGAACUAGCAAUACUGAUCAACUGGUCAAGAUUGUACGUGUAUUGGGUAGCGAAGAUUUCGAGGCAUAUUUGCAAAAAUAUCAGAUCACCCUGCCUCAAGAGUUCCACGACAUCGAUCAAUACAUCCGCAGACCUUGGCACAGGUUUGUCAAUGAUUCUAAUAAACAUCUGUCGGAUGACCAUGAUAUCAUCGAUUUAAUCGACAGUUUGUUAUGCUAUGACCACCAAGAAAGACUAACGGCCAGAGAGGCCAUGCAACACGACUAUUUCGAUCCCAUUAGAAAUCCGGAUCAAGAUUCCGAUCAAUGA